AGUCCCGGCAGCUUCUAGUAGGUUCCAGAAGGCGGCGCGUGCGGUUGCGAACGCCGAGCGGACGGGAACGCGGAGCGGUCGGAUUCGAUUCAACGGGGUUCCGGGCCAGGCUAUGGAGCAGGUGAAUGAGCUAAAGGAGAAGGGCAACAAGGCCCUGAGUGCUGGAAACAUUGAYGACGCGCUCCAGUGCUACUCUGAAGCAAUUAAGUUAGAUCCCCAGAACCAUGUGCUCUACAGCAAUCGAUCUGCAGCCUAUGCCAAGAAAGGGGACUACCAGAGGGCCUAUGAGGAUGGCUGCAAAACCGUUGACCUGAAGCCUGAGAGGAAAUUCAUGAACCCUUUCAACAUGCCUAAUCUUUAUCAGAAGUUGGAGAGUGAUCCCAGGACAAGGGCACUGCUCAGUGAUCCUACCUACCGGGAACUGAUAGAGCAACUACGAAACAAACCGUCAGAUUUGGCCAUGAAACUACAAGAUCCCCGGAUCAUAACCACUCUUAGUGUCCUCAUUGGGGUUGAUCUGGGCAGCAUGGAUGAGGAAGAAGAGGCUGCGACACCCCCGCCUCCGCCUCCCCCCAAAAAGGAAACCAAGCCAGAGCCAAUGGAAGAAGAUCUCCCAGAGAAUAAGAAGCAGGCACUGAAAGAAAAAGAACUGGGGAAUGAUGCCUACAAGAAGAAAGACUUUGACUCAGCCCUGAAGCACUAUGACAGGGCCAAGGAGCUGGAUCCCACCAACAUGACUUACAUUACUAAUCAAGCAGCGGUAUACUUUGAAAAGGGCGACUACAAUAAAUGCCGGGAGCUUUGUGAGAAGGCCAUCGAGGUGGGGAGAGAGAACCGAGAAGACUAUCGACAGAUUGCCAAAGCUUAUGCUCGAAUUGGUAACUCCUACUUCAAAGAGGAAGCGUACAAGGACGCUAUCCAUUUCUACAACAAGUCACUGGCAGAGCACCGAACCCCAGAUGUGCUCAAGAAAUGCCAGCAGGCAGAGAAAAUCCUGAAGGAGCAAGAGCGACUGGCCUACAUCAACCCUGACCUGGCAUUGGAGGAGAAGAACAAAGGCAAUGAGUGUUUUCAGAAAGGGGACUAUCCCCAGGCCAUGAAGCACUAUACAGAAGCCAUUAAACGGAAUCCACGAGAUGCCAAACUGUACAGUAAUCGAGCUGCCUGCUACACCAAACUCCUGGAGUUUCAGCUGGCACUCAAGGAUUGUGAGGAAUGUAUCCAGCUGGAGCCAACUUUCAUCAAGGGUUACACACGGAAAGCAGCUGCCCUGGAAGCCAUGAAGGACUACACAAAAGCCAUGGAUGUAUACCAGAAGGCACUGGAACUGGACUCCAGCUGUAAGGAGGCAGCAGAUGGUCAUCAGCGCUGUAUGGUAGCUCAGUACAAUCGGCACGACAGCCCCGAGGAUGUGAAGCGACGGGCCAUGGCCGAUCCUGAGGUACAGCAGAUAAUGAGUGACCCAGCCAUGCGGCUCAUCCUGGAACAGAUGCAAAAGGACCCCCAGGCACUCAGCGAACACUUAAAGAAUCCCGUAAUAGCGCAGAAGAUCCAGAAGCUCAUGGAUGUGGGUCUGAUUGCAAUUCGGUGAUGACUUGCUCAUCUCUUCCCUUCACCCUCGUGGAAAGACGAGCUGGGAUGGCAGCAAGCAGCAUGGUGCAGGGGGAGAGGGAGGAAGACAGCCCAUCUUUAUAUUUAUACCUGCCUACGUGGAAGACACAGACUCAUACAGCCGCUGCCUUGGGCCCUCUGAGCACUCGCAUGGUCUCUCACUGCUGUCCUUGGGUUCCGUGUCUCCUUCCCCUGCCCCCUCAGUCGCUGUCUCGGCUGCUCCCCAUAGUUAGUUAUUUUUUAUUUGGGGCAGUGGGCAUAUAUGGGGAGGGGAGGGUGUUCUUCCCAACCUGGGGCCCCAACUGUCUUCACAUUGUUAACUCCACGCCUUCUUCAAUAAAACAAGCCAAUCAGGU
Molecule: messenger RNA, 1967 nt
Organism: Urocitellus parryii (Arctic ground squirrel)
Lineage: Eukaryota; Metazoa; Chordata; Mammalia; Rodentia; Sciuridae
Source: RefSeq, a predicted model, not a curated record